Molecule: messenger RNA, 765 nt
Organism: Amoebophrya sp. A120
Lineage: Eukaryota; Dinophyceae; Syndiniales; Amoebophryaceae
Source: the annotation of a GenBank genome assembly
GUUUGUGCCGGCUCAUUUGAAAUUUAACGACAAGUUUCUCCUGAGCCUGUUAAAGGCAACCCAUGAAGACGCAUUUCGCGAAACGCUGGUGUCGAAGAGCAGGUCGCCAGCCGGACGAGAUGUUGCCUCUGCUACUGCCGUUCCGUCUCCUACUGCCAAAGUACCAGAAGCAGAGCCGCACGGCAACCAGGAAGUAGAGCUAUUUUCUGAGAUCUCCUACUACAACUAUCGACAGGGUAUUCUGGCGGCCGUCGCAUCGAUUGCAGACCCGGAAAACCGACCGCAAACUCACGGAGUCGCAGAGAGUGAUGUACCGAUAGACGACGAGCUACGACCGGCCGGAGCGCUCAGCGGAGCGCCACAUGUUGUACAAACCAUCCAGAACAAUAUGACAGAAGAGGUUCUCGUCGUCCCUAGCGCGCAAGCACGGGAGCUACAGCUACAGGCACUGCAUCGUCUGUUGCCACCGGUAGAGUCUUUUCCGAACACGAAGAAACAGCUGACCGACAGUAAUGAAUGGACGACGGAUAACCAAUAUUUGCAGCAGAUUUUGACGCCGCGGGAACAACAAGGCGUGCGCAAAUCCAUGCUUCCCGUUUGGCUUUACCUUCUCGCCGUCCGUCUGGAGCUGGAUGUUGAAAAGUUUCGUCAUUCCGUAUCUUCCGGUUCUUCUCGAGGACGUGCUUGGGAGCGCGGUUGGGAGCGCGGUCGCGCAGCAGGAGCAGGACGACCGUUUCGUCCAUGUUGCGCAAUUGCAUCAUGGAC